Messenger RNA from Closterium sp. Yama58-4, 1071 nucleotides. The record is from the annotation of a GenBank genome assembly. Lineage: Eukaryota; Viridiplantae; Streptophyta; Zygnematophyceae; Desmidiales; Closteriaceae.
AUGAAAGCCUCGCGGAAUAUAUCGUCUUCCGAGGAUGAUCCGCACGAAUUCCGGCUGCUUUCUCUCCCCGACGAGCUCCUAUCCCUAAUUCUCACCCGUCUGGAUCGCACGCACGAUCGCUGCAGCGUCGCUCUCUCCUGCUCCCGCCUCCGCCGCCUCUCCCGCCGCACGCCCCACUCGCUCCACCUUAAGUUUGUCUCACCCUCUCAGAAUCCCAACAGAAACGGGUGGUCCAAUAAUCUGGAUAGUUUCUCGAGGGUAUUUACCCAUAUUCGUGAGCUGACCGUGGAGGUUCGUUCGAAUCCGGCGGGAACGGAGCUGCUGGCAGGAGUUGGCGCGGCGUGCCCGAAACUGGAGCGGUUGAGUGUGGUGGGGAUAUGCACGAGUUUUUUCCUGAACGAUGCUGCUGCUUUGGCGAAGCUCGCGAAGCAAUGCCCCCUUUUGACGUCUCUCACUUUCGACUCCCCAUGGGAUCUUUGCAUGGUCGACAGGGAUAACAACAACCACACCUCCGUCCCUCCGUUCGAUGCCUUCCCCGCUCUCCACUCCCUCUCCCUCCGCCUCCCUGUCCCUCCUCUCGACGCCCUUCCCCGCUGCUCCUCCCUCACCUCCCUCACUCUCUGGAAACCCCACCCCUCCACCCUCUCCUUCCUCGCCUCCUCCUCCUCUGCCGUCCGCCCCACCCUCAACACCCUCAAUCUCGAAUUAGCCCAAUUAGUUUCCUGCCUCGCUCCCUCCGCCUCCUUCCCCUCCCUCUCCUCCCUCGGUUUCCGCUCCUGCACCAUCGAUCCCUGUGAGCUGCACGCGCUCUCUCGCUCCCUCCACACGCUCACCCACCUCGCCAUCCUCAACUGCCCCUUGCUCUCCAGCCACUCCCUCGCCACCCUUGCUCAAACCAACCCAGCUCUCUCCUCCCUCGCCCUUGCUCCACCACAUAUCACCUCUUCAGCGCACAAGGCCUCUGGUCUCUGCUGCACGCCCCUCUCCCGCACCUGCACACUCUCUCAUUCUCUGGGCUGCCCUCCUUCCGCCCUGGCAUGCUUGCUCGCUGCAGUGGGUUGCAGUCUCUGA